This is a messenger RNA of Paramecium pentaurelia, 2183 nucleotides long. NCBI's taxonomy places the organism in Eukaryota, Ciliophora, Oligohymenophorea, Peniculida, Parameciidae. The record is from the annotation of a GenBank genome assembly.
AUGAAAUCUUCAAUUCUCCCUGAAUCUAUCCAUAAACAAUAUUUUGCCAAUCAUAUUAACUCCCUAAAAUCAAUAAAGGCUAGAAAAAAUAAAGUUGAAGAAGAGUCUUUAGGUGUAAUUCGAUAGAGUAAGUUAGUUUUAUAUACAAAGUUUCUAUGAUAAAGAAGAUAAAAAAUCAAGUUCAAACUUUUGAAUCACUUGAGGAAAACAAAAGUAUAGCCUAUAGUAAUCAAAAGAUACGUUAAGCUAUUAUGAAAAUUACUAAUCAAAAGUACACAUUUCCUAAAUUACCACAUAUACGUAAAGAAAAAACAGAAGUUUCUGAUGAAAUUGAGAGGGAGAAUAAGAGACUUAAAAAAAGCAUUGCAAAUCUUUAGAAUAGUCUAACUUUUAGAACCAAUCAUUAAACAAUUAAGAAAUCCUAUCAACAAAUACUGAACUAGUAUUGUUAAUCGAGAUUGCAGUAAUAAAAUGAAUAAUUAUAAUAAUGAUUCCGAAAUUGUUAAUUCUUCUAUUGGACCUUUGGCUGUGAGACGAAGUACACUUAAUUUCACUUUUACAAGAGAAUAUGAUCUACCAUCUGAUUCUUUUGAUAAAGCAAUAGAAAUCUUAUAAAAGAAUCUAUAAUUCAAUGAACAAGCAGCAAGAAUCUAUAUGUAGGACAUUCUUAGAGAAUUCAGGUAAACUUAUAAUCUUAAUUUUCUCAGUUAUUUUAAGGCCUUAGAAUCACAAGAAGAAUAUUUUGAUUAUAUUGAAUAAACUAUUUCUAGUAUGGAAUAUAAAUAGGUUAAGAGAGGUAAUAUUGUAUUUCAUUGUGGAGAAAGAGGAGAUUACUUUUAUUUAAUUCUAAGAGGAACUGGAAUAGUUUAUGUACCAAAGAAGUAUUUAAUAAUUUUGAUAUAUUUUUUAGAGAAGGCGAACUUACAUAAUAGAAAGCAAUCUUAAUGAAAAUACAUUAAUGUAAAGAAGAUUUGGCAAAUACUAAAAAGAAGGAUGAAAUAAAAUAAUUGUAAAAGUAAUUACAAGAACUAUAAACUUAAUUAUAAGAGUAUUAAAAUCCAGAAGAUAUAUUACUAUUUCCUUUUAAGAGUAGAUAUUAUUAGAAAUUAUAAAAUGGAUAAAUGAUAUGUUUAUAUAAGAAAGUAAAUGUAAUGAAAGAAGGAGAAUGUUUUGGAGAAGUUUCUUUAUUUCGAAAUGAACCAAGAGCAGCUACAUUGAUUGCAUCAGAGACAUUACAUCUUGGUGCUCUUAAUAAAUCUAAUUAUUUAAGAAUUUUUGAAGUUAAAUUAGAGAAAUUAAAUUUUACACUUGGGAUGUUAAGUAAAUUAUUUCCUUAAUCAUCCAAAGAAAAUGUAAUUUAAUUAAGUUUUGAUUUUCAGAAAAAGAUAUACUCUAUAAAUUAAAUAAUAUUUAAAUAAGGAGAUAUAGUUGAUGGUUUAUAUUUGAUAUUUUCAGGGAUUGUUGAAAUAAUUUCAGAUAAUGUUAGAGUUAAUCAAUUUUGUGAAGGAUAAUUUGUUGGAUUAUUCGAUUUAAAAAAUCCAGAUUUAAGAACUUAUACUGCUAUUUCUGGUUCAUAUGAAACUAUUAUAUAUUUUCUACCAAAAAAGAAUUGUAAUGGAUUAGAUAAAUUUAUGAGAGAGAGAAUGAAUGAUUUAAGAAUUAGCAGUGAAACCUAUCGUUAAGAAUGGAUUAAGAAAUGUCAUAAUAUGAUUGCCUUAUAAAAGAAAGAAUCAAAUAAAGCUGUUUUAAAAGGUGUUAAUACAAAAGAUAUUCUUCAAUAAUGUAUAUUACUUAAUAGAACAAAAACUAAUUCUAAUACUAUCUCUAAAGAUAGAAUUAAUGAAAUUGUUGAAUAUAAUAAUGUGUAAUCUUCAUUAAAAGAGAAACUGCAUAAUGUUAAACUAUGUUUAUAAAUGAGAGAUUUUGAUAAAGAAAAGGAAUUGGUUGAAAAAAUGAUGAAAUAAUAACAUACACUACUUCCUCGUUUAAGAGAAAGACCAAGAAAUUUAGUUGAAACCUAUACUGUAUUAAUGUCAAAAGUGUCUAGAGCAUCUCCUUAGGCAAUGUUUGAAUCAUAAAAUUAUAGUGAGCAUUUAACAAGAAAUAUUCAUGUAGAUAGAAUGAAAUAUUAAAUGUAAAAGAAAAAAAGUGAAUAGAUUGUGAAUUAAAUAAUAGGAAUUUGA